AUGCCUCUGACGAAUCUGCUUGCCGGAAAGACGGCUAUCAUUACUGGAGGCACCACUGGCAUCGGCCGGGCCAUCUGCUUGGAGUAUCUGCGCCAGGGCUGUAGCGUUGCCGUCAGCCAUCUAGACUUGCCAAAGGACAAGCCUCAUUUGGACUCUCUCAUCUCAGAAGCCGAAUCCAUAAAAGCCGCCAACUCCUCAGCCGGCAGCUUCGCACAUAUCCAAGGUGAUGUGUCAGAUCCGGAGUCUGGGACGAAGUUGGUUGUCUUCGCCAUGGAGCAGUUCGGUACGGGCAGGCUAGACGUCUGUGUUAGCAACGCCGGCAUCUGCACUUUUGCCGAGUUCCUAGAUCUGCCCGCCGACUUGUACUCCAAGACGGUGAGGACAAACCUCGACGGUGCUUUCUACACCAUUCAAGCCGCAGCAAGGCAGAUGGCGCUUCACAACUCCCCUCCAGGUGGCUCCAUCAUCGGUAUCUCAUCUAUCUCAGCCCUCGUAGGCGGUGGUGGACAGACACAUUAUACACCGACCAAAGCAGGCGUCCUCAGUCUAAUCCAAAGUACGGCGAUUGCACUAGGCAAGUACAACAUCAGGUGCAACGCCCUGCUACCUGGCACCAUCAGAACCCAGUUGAACGAUGAAGACUUGGCCGACCCAGAGAAGAAGAAGUACAUGGAUGGUCGUAUACCGCUGGGUAGAACUGGUGAGCCAAAGGAUUUGGCUGGACCUGCAGUGUUUCUAGCAUGUGGUGAACUGAGCGGCUAUGUAUCUGGUGCAUCGCUUCUAGUGGAUGGCGGAGCCUUUGUCAACUUUCAGUAA
Messenger RNA from Phaeoacremonium minimum UCRPA7, 816 nucleotides. Its product is annotated as putative oxidoreductase ucpa protein. Gene Ontology annotation, molecular function: oxidoreductase activity, acting on the CH-OH group of donors, NAD or NADP as acceptor. The coding region runs from base 1 to 816 and encodes 271 amino acids. The record is from RefSeq and is a predicted model, not a curated record. NCBI's taxonomy places the organism in Eukaryota, Fungi, Ascomycota, Sordariomycetes, Togniniales, Togniniaceae. The transcript has a single exon.